Molecule: messenger RNA, 1023 nt
Organism: Williopsis jadinii
Lineage: Eukaryota; Fungi; Ascomycota; Saccharomycetes; Phaffomycetales; Wickerhamomycetaceae
Product: glycosyltransferase family 15 protein
Exons: 1
Coding region: 1-1023 (340 amino acids)
Biological process (GO): protein N-linked glycosylation; protein O-linked glycosylation; cell wall mannoprotein biosynthetic process
Cellular component (GO): Golgi apparatus; membrane
Molecular function (GO): alpha-1,2-mannosyltransferase activity
Source: RefSeq, a predicted model, not a curated record
AUGAGCCAUCUCAGCAACGGCCAUCACGUUCGAGACGACCAAUUGGUGCGUGGAGUAGAGCCUGUGAGGCAGAAUGCCACGUUCCUGACCCUCUGUCGCAAUGAGGACCUGUACGAUAUGCUGCGCACAGUGCAGUCGAUAGAGGAUAGGUUCAACUCGCGAUACCACUACGAUUGGGUGUUUCUGAACGAUAAGCCGUUCACGGAGGAGUUCAAGGAGGCCAUCACGGCUAUGGUUUCGAGCGAGCAUGUGAGGUUUGGCCAGGUGAGGCCGGAACACUGGUCAGUGCCCGACUGGAUCGACCAGCAGGCCAUGUUCCGGAACAUGGAGUCGCUGAAAUCGCUGGAUGUGAUCUACGGAGACUCUCUCAGCUAUCGGAAGAUGUGCCGGUGGUUCUCAGGGUUCUUCCAGUGGCACGAGCUGGUGCUACCUUACAAGUACUACUGGCGAGUGGAGCCCGGCGUUGAGUACUCGUGCGACAUCAACUAUGAUCCCUUCACCGAGAUGGCGGAGAAGAAGUAUCGCUACGGCUUCGUCAUCUCCAUCCUCGAGUACUAUAUGACGAUUCCGAGCCUGUUCCCGUCAGUCGUCGAGUUCUUCACCAGCAGAGGCCACGAGGGCAGCAUCGUGGCACGGGAGAACACACACAGGUUCAUCCUGGAGGACGAUGGCGCCUAUAACCUGUGUCAUUUCUGGACAAACUUUGAGAUUGGCGACCUGGAUCUCUUCAGAAGCGAAGAGUACACCGAGUACUUCAACCAUCUCGACAGCAAGGGAGGGUUCUUCUAUGAGAGAUGGGGCGACGGCCCUGUGCGGAGCAUCUUCAUCAGCCUGACUGUGCCUCCGCACGAGAUCAAGUGGUUCCAAGACAUCGGCUAUGAGCAUCCUCCAUACCAGCGUUGUCCUUGUGACUCGCCGACGAGGUUGGCCAGUCGAUGUUCAUGUGAUCCGAAACUGGACUUCACGGCGCACGAUUACAGCUGUACUCCACGGUUCCUGAGGGCUCAAAGCCAGGGGCGUUGA